Messenger RNA from Solanum dulcamara, 987 nucleotides. Its product is annotated as ubiquitin-conjugating enzyme E2-17 kDa-like. Gene Ontology annotation, cellular component: nucleus. Gene Ontology annotation, biological process: protein polyubiquitination. Bases 188 to 634 code for a protein of 148 amino acids. The record is from RefSeq and is a predicted model, not a curated record. Gene Ontology annotation, molecular function: ubiquitin conjugating enzyme activity. Lineage: Eukaryota; Viridiplantae; Streptophyta; Magnoliopsida; Solanales; Solanaceae. The transcript has 5 exons.
AAAGUAUCUGUAUUUUCUGGGAACAGUGUGUCCUAUAAAUGGUAACAGAGUGAAUAUAAUUAUCCCCUUUCUUCCAUAGGAUUGGCUCAAAACCUAUUCCAAGCUGUGCCAAUCUCCAUUCAAUCAAUUGUCUUCAACAUCUUCUUUCUUUCUCAGGGCUUUGAUUUGAAGGUAUACGGGCUGAUUUAUGGCGUCGAAGCGCAUAUUGAAGGAGCUUAAGGAUCUCCAGAAGGAUCCUCCCACAUCAUGCAGCGCUGGUCCAGUGGCUGAGGAUAUGUUCCAUUGGCAAGCAACGAUCAUGGGGCCUACAGAUAGCCAUUACGCUGGAGGUGUAUUUUUGGUCUCAAUCCAUUUCCCUCCUGAUUAUCCUUUCAAGCCUCCAAAGGUUGCAUUUCGAACUAAGGUUUUCCACCCUAACAUCAAUAGCAAUGGAAGUAUAUGUUUGGAUAUACUUAAAGAGCAAUGGAGUCCGGCUUUGACCAUAUCUAAGGUCCUGUUGUCCAUCUGCUCUCUAUUGACAGAUCCAAACCCAGACGAUCCACUUGUACCAGAAAUUGCUCAUAUGUACAAGACUGACAGGGCCAAAUACGAGACCACUGCUCGUAGCUGGACGCAAAAAUACGCUAUGGGAUGACGGCAAGAUUGUCCUCGGGUGUCUGAGACACUUCCAAUUCAACGACUUCAUUUUGCUCACUCCUAAGUGCAGUGUCUUCAUUGUGCUUUGGAUGAAAGAACAAAAUGUUGGUAAGGAAAUCAGUUUACGUAGACUCUCCUAUCAUGUCAAGGUUGUUGAGACCGAGAUCUUUCAAUAUGUGAAUAUCUAUUUGUUGAAUUUUAGUGAGGGGAGAACCAGAAAUGUAAUUUUACUUUUGCUCCUUCCUACGUUUUUGUUAUUUGAAUGUCUUGUAUGGGUGCUAUCUUUUGAGUGGCAAAAAUUCCAGUGGUUAAACUGCAACUAUUCUCCGUAUGAGACCAUUUUUCUGUGAA